Molecule: messenger RNA, 1893 nt
Organism: Misgurnus anguillicaudatus (oriental weatherfish)
Lineage: Eukaryota; Metazoa; Chordata; Actinopteri; Cypriniformes; Cobitidae
Source: RefSeq, a predicted model, not a curated record
CCUCGAGCCGGGAAUCGAACUCGGGUCGCCGGAAGUGCGUCUGCACUAUAUGUCGGAGCACUGUCCACCACACCAUCGGCUCAGACCAAAAAGAUAAUUCUAAUUAAAAUUAAAAAUUUUGUUCACAAUUUUGAUGAACAUUUAAUGACCACAUUUUAUGGUAAUCAUUUUAUUAGCAGGAUCUGGUGCUUAAGUCAAUAUUGGCUUUCAUGGAUCUCUGAGUUACACAGGAUUAUAAAUAAGGGAUGUGGCUUUCAGCUUUUUAAAGAGCAGUUGAUAGUUUCCCUUCCUCUUUUUCAGAACCAGUUGUUGGUUAUUUUUAUUCUCUUAUUAGAACCAUCAAAUCACUGAAUUCCUACACCUAAUACUAGCCUGAAUUUCUCCUUCCUAUGAAGUCAUUUUUGUCUUAAAUCGAAAACGAGUUUUAAUUUCAAAAUCAUCAGAAUUGCAAAGGAGGACUUAGUUGUAUUUUUCAACAAGGAUAGGACGGACUUUCUCCUUUGAGUCAGAAUGAAUCGGGCGGAAAAAUUGUUGCUGGAGAACAGGAGCAAUUUUGAGAAAGGAGUGAAAAUCCUGGGGAAGGGAUGUGAGUUUUUAGCAGCCACCGUGGGACAACUGCACCCCAUCCUGGAGGGAGUGUUCAAGGUCUCGGCCGAGCUCCUCGACAACCCGGAGGGUGAAGAGGCCAAGUACCUCACAGAGCAGUUCAAGAAUAUCAACCAGAAACUCGAGGGCAUCCAAAAUGAAAUCGACAAAAUAGGAUUGGAGCAGCAGCGGACGUCCAUGAACAAGCGAAACUUUGACAGGGAGGUGCAGAUUAUCAGCCAGUACGAGAAGUUUCAAGACUUUGUCAAUGCUAAGCCCAAGUUCAUGGAGAAAAAGAAGGAGGAGUUUUUGAGCCAAUACGAGAACACGGAUGCAGAUCUGAACAUUGAUUCCUUGUAUAACGAAGUAAUUGGAGAAAACAUCUCUGGAGAUGCCAUGCUGGACACUGUGGUCACCACUGAGCAGCGGAGCAGAAGUGCAGUGGAAACGUUUUGCACCAGGCUAAAGAAGCUGUUUUUUGUGGGAAUUAUAGCAGUCAUGGGUCAUGCUGCCCUAAAGGAGAGAGCUCUAGACGAAGCCAUGCUCAAGAAAUGGCAGGAUCGCAUGGAAGAGGUUGAUAAACGCAUGAAGGCAGCCGUGGACGAAUGCAUUGAGAAUUUCCCAGAGCAGGCUGAGAUGGAUGUGAAGCAGCAACUUAAGGAGCAUCAAGGCUCCGUUGACAAAGAGUUUGCUGCAUUUAUACUCGACAUCCUUGCCAAGAAAUACGAAUGGGUAUGUUGGUCGGUUCGGGUCUUCAACCACAGUGGCUGGUUCUUCUGGAACUGGCUCGCAGGCAAAACGUACCACGGAAUGGGAGGAAGUGGCAACUUUUUUGAUCUGACCGAAAACGACAUCAGAAUCGUGGUGUCGUUCAAUGCAGACCCGAAACCGAUCAACAAGAACCAGGUGCUGGAACAGAUUAAAACUCAGAAGAUGAAGCGUAACAUGAUGUCUGUGGCUCAGACCCUGUGCAACUCUCUUCCCAACACCGUGGUUUAUACCGUAAGCCGCUAUAAGAACGUAGAGGAGAAAAACAACUUUCAGUCAGAAUGCUACUACUUUGGGAUUCACAAAAAUGCCUAUUUCUGCAUUCAUUCUGAAUAGAUGUGUAAAGACUGGAAACAUACAAAUGGCUAUCAGUCUUCAAUAUAUUUCUGUUAUCAAAAGUAUGAUUGUAUUAAACUGCACAGCAUUAGAUAAGACAAAAAUCCUGGGAAUUCUGGCCAAAACUUUAUUUUGUUGCAUACCUGUAUAACAUGUCUGUGACCAAACAUUAACGCACUCAUCAUAAAUGAUGUAAAAUUAUCA